GGUUUACGGUUACCACGGGAGACCGAGGGAAGCUACAGGCUCUGAGCGCUCAAGUCAGCCAUCAUAAGCUGCGAAACGUCGAUUUUCAAGUGUUUUCCAAUAUAUCUGCAAGCGUUGCAUACUCUAAAUGCAGCGAAUUUCCGAGGCUAUAAAGUUAUGAAUGUCUCUAGCAGACAGUAACAGCUAACGGCACUUAACGGUAGCUGCUAACUAGCUAAGUGCACUGUCUGAGCUAACUGUGUGCUAACGCUGCAUUCAUCUUACAGAGACUAAAUGCUGAAGGUUGAAAAGUUUCGUGUGUUUUUUAUCUGUGCAGUGUAACAUGUUUAUCUACCUCAGCAAAAAAAUCGCUAUUCCCAACAACAUCCAUCUAAAAUGUGUGUCCUGGAACAAAGAUCAGGGCUUCAUUGCUUGCGGAGGAGACGAUGGUCUUCUGAGAGUAUUGAAGCUGGAAACACAGACAGAUGAUGCUAAACUCAAAGGUCUUGCUGCACCCAGCAAUCUGUCAAUGAACCAGACUCUAGAGGGACACAGUGGUGCGGUGCAAGUGGUCACAUGGAAUGAACAGCAUGAAAAGCUGACGACCAGUGAUCAGAAUGGACUCAUCAUUGUGUGGAUGCUUUACCGAGGUGCAUGGUACGAGGAGAUGAUCAACAACAGGAACAAGUCAGUAGUGAGGAGCAUGAGCUGGAAUGCAGAUGGGCAGAAGAUCUGUAUUGUGUAUGAAGAUGGGGCAGUCAUUGUUGGAUCUGUCGAUGGAAAUCGGAUUUGGGGGAAGGAACUAAAGGGAAGCCAGCUUGCUCAUGUGGCGUGGUCGCCCGACAGCAAGAUCCUCCUUUUUGGCAUGGCCAGUGGGGAAGUACACAUCUACGACAAUCAAGGAAACUUCAUAAUGAAAAUGACCGUCAGCUGUCUCGCCAAUGUGACUGGAGCUGUCAGUAUAGCAGGUAUCCACUGGUAUGCAGGAAGUGGGGGUUACAUUGAGCCAGACUGUCCAUGUCUUGCCAUCUGUUUUGAUAAUGGAAGAUGCCAAGUCAUGCGUUAUGAAAGUGAUGAAAACCCAGUGUGUAUCGAUACUCUGAUGAACGUGGUCAGUAUCCAGUGGAACCACUGUGGCAGUGUGCUAGCGGUGGCAGGUUCCCUUCGAGCCACAAUGGACAAAGAAUUCAAUGUGGUGCAGUUCUACACUCCAUUUGGAGAGCAUCUUAGAACUCUCAAAAUGCCUGGGAAGCAGAUGUCAGGAAUUGCCUGGGAGGGAGGAGGGCUGCGUAUUGCCCUGGCUGUGGAGUCUUUUAUCUAUUUUGCCAACAUUAGACCAGAUUAUAAGUGGGGCUACUGCUGCAGCACGGUGGUGUACGCCUACACAAAGCCAGAACGCCAAGAGUACUGUGUGGUAUUCUGGGACACCAAAAACAAUGAGAAGUUUGUCAAGUAUGUCAAAAGCUUGAUGUCCAUCACCACUUCUGGGGACUUCUGCAUCCUGGCUAGCAAGGCAGACGACACCCAGCCUCAGGAGGAUGCUGAGGUAGAAUCUGCGAGUCAUGCGAGGUAUGUCCUGAUUUUGUUCAACUCCAUCGGGACACCACUGGACUCAAAAUACAUCAACAUCGAGCCACUCUUUGUUACCAUGACUAAGACGCACGUUAUCGCUGCAUCCAAAGAAGCUUUCUACAUAUGGCAGUACAGAGUGGCCAAAAAACUGACUGCCCUGGAGAUCAACCAAGUGACCAGAACAAAGAAGGAGGGAAGGGAAAGGGUCUAUCACAUUGACAGCACUCCUUCUGGAGCCAGUGACAACAGCCUAGAUUUCACAAAAGCCUUCCCAGCAACUCGAGAUCCCAUCUGUUGCAUUACAGCUACAGAUAAGACCCUGAUUGUGGGUCGUGAGUCUGGCACGCUCCACAAAUACAGUCUCCCAAAUGUAGUUCUCAUCCAGAAAUACACGUUGAGCAACAGAGCCCAUUAUCUCUCCUUAAACUGCAACUCAAGUCGUCUGGCCAUAAUCGACAUCGCGGGCAUAAUGACUCUGUUGGACCUGGAAGUUCAUGCCUCCACAGACAACGGCACAGGAAACCAGGCAUCCACAGGAGAUCCAUCUAAGUUUGAGCGCAAAGAUGUUUGGGACAUGAAAUGGGCGAACGACAACCCUGAUCUGUUCGCUAUGAUGGAGAAGACCAGGAUGUAUGUUUUUAGGAACUUAGACCCAGAGGAGCCCAUCCAAACAUCUGGAUACAUCUGCAACUUUGAGGACCUGGAAAUCAAAUCUGUCUUGCUUGAUGAAAUCAUGAAGGAUCCAGAGAGGCCCAACAAAGACAACCUCAUCAACUUUGAAAUCCGCUCCCUGAGAGACAGUCGGGCACUGAUUGAAAAAGUGGGCAUUGAAGAAGCUUCACAGUUCAUUGAAGACAAUCCACAUCCAAGACUCUGGCGCCUGCUGGCUGAGGCAGCCCUCCAGAAACUGGACCUGAAGACGGCCGAGCAGGCCUUUGUCCGCUGCAAAGACUAUCAGGGCAUUGAGUUUGUUAAGCGGCUGGGAAACCUGCAGAGCGAGCCCAUGAAACAGGCAGAAGUGGCAGCUUACUUCAGCAGAUUUGAGGAAGCUGAACGCAUGUACCUGGAUAUGGAUCGCAGGGACCUCGCCAUCAGCCUCAGGAUCAAGCUAGGAGACUGGUUCAAGGUGCUGGCCCUGCUCAAAAGUGGUUCUGGGGAUAGUGACGAUGCUCUGCUUGAACAGGCCAACAAUGCCAUCGGAGACUACUAUGCUGACAGACAGAAAUGGGUCAGUGCUGUGCAGUAUUACGUUCAGGGUCGUAACCAGGAGAGGCUCGCUGAGUGCUAUUACAUGUUAGAGGACUACGACGGCCUUGAACGACUGACCAUUGCUCUGCCAGAGAAUCAUAAGCUGUUACCGGAGAUUGGACAGAUGUUUGCUACAGUGGGCAUGUGCGAACAGGCUGUGAAUGCCUACUUGAAGUGCAGCCAGCCCAAAGCUGCUGUCGACACGUGUGUCCAUCUGAACCAGUGGAACAAAGCAGUGGAACUGGCCAGGACGCACAACAUGAAGGAGAUUAAAUCUCUUCUCUCCAAAUAUGCUUCACAUCUUCUGGAGAAGAAUAAAACUCUCGAGGCGGUGGAGUUGUAUCGGAAAGCUCACCAUUUUCUCGAUGCAGCCAUGCUCAUGUUCAAGAUAGCAGAUGAGGAGGCAAAGAAAAGGACGCGACCUCUGAGGGUGAAGAAGCUCUACGUGCUCGCAGCACAUCUUGUUGAAGAUUACCACAAGCAGGUGAAAAUGUCACAGCAGAGCAAAGGCAAAGGAAAGAAAGUGGAGGCGACACAUGCACUCGCUAGCCUGCUGGAGGAAGAUGCAACAUCCACAGACAAUCGCAUCGUGGGCAACGCCUGGCGAGGAGCGGAGGCAUAUCACUUCUUCCUACUUGCUCAGAGGCAGCUGUAUGACGGCUACUUGGAGAAUGCUAUGCGCACAGCACUUCACCUGCGUGAAUAUGAGGACAUGAUCCCUCCUGUAGAGAUCUACUCUCUGCUUGCUAUCUGCGCUGCAGCCAACAACGCCUUUGGUACUUGCUCCCAGGCCUUCAUCAAGCUGGAAUCCCUGGAGAGUCUCGAUCCUGAACAGCGGCAGCUCUAUGAGGAUCUGGCCUUGGAGAUCUUCACUAAGCACACCCCAAAGGAUAGCCGCAUGAUCGAGCUGGACGGGUCAUCAGAGGGGAUGGAGGAAAAAUUUCGCACCUGCAUCGUGACAGGUCUGCCUGUCCAGGAGUACCACUUUUGGAUCUGCAGUAUGUGCAAACACUGCGCUCAUGAUCAGGAAAUCAGCAAAUACAACUGCUGCCCACUGUGCCACACUCCUAUACCGUGAAAGGAGAAUAAAACAUGAGAAGAGAAAGUUAUUUUCAUACAGAGCAGAGAGAUUUCAAAGCAUUUUACCUAUUUUCAGGCUCACAGUUCAGAGUUAAAUUUCCUGAACAGGCAGCUACAUGAAAGCUACCAAAACAAGCAUUUAAACUCUCAUAGUCAGCAAUGAACAGUUCCAGUACAUGUGUCAUUAAAGAUUUACCUUAAUGUACUGCAUUACCAUAAUUGAUGUAAAAUGAUUGAGAACUUUUUAAUUAUUUUUGCUUAAAUAA
Archocentrus centrarchus (flier cichlid) is the source of this 4145-nucleotide messenger RNA. RefSeq names its product WD repeat domain 35 (gene wdr35). Gene Ontology annotation, biological process: non-motile cilium assembly; intraciliary retrograde transport; protein localization to cilium. Gene Ontology annotation, cellular component: non-motile cilium; intraciliary transport particle A. The transcript is spliced from 28 exons. The record is from RefSeq and is a predicted model, not a curated record. Gene Ontology annotation, molecular function: protein binding. The coding region runs from base 323 to 3877 and encodes 1184 amino acids. Lineage: Eukaryota; Metazoa; Chordata; Actinopteri; Cichliformes; Cichlidae.